Messenger RNA from Melopsittacus undulatus (budgerigar), 2425 nucleotides. RefSeq names its product protein FAM160B1-like. The transcript is spliced from 6 exons. NCBI's taxonomy places the organism in Eukaryota, Metazoa, Chordata, Aves, Psittaciformes, Psittaculidae. The record is from RefSeq and is a predicted model, not a curated record. Bases 361 to 882 code for a protein of 173 amino acids.
CCUCCGUGCCGAUCCCCGCGGCCAGGCCCCCGUAUGCAGCCCUCACCCUGGAGCGGCGGCGGCGGCGGAUCGAGGAGCUCUCGCGGUCGUCCCGGCAGCGGCUGCUGCAGUCGCGGGACAGGAUGUUCUCCAAGUUCACCUCCAUCCUGCAGCACGCCGUGGAGGCGCUCGCACCUUCCCUUCCAUUACAAGAGGAUUUUGUUUACCACUGGAAAGCGAUCACCCAUUACUACAUAGAGACAUCAGAUAAAGAAGAUAUUAUGCAACAUUUAAAUGUUAGAUGUUUGAUCCUAGUUAUUAAACUAUUAAGAUGACAAAGCUCCUGUGACUGAUACCAACAUUCCUUCUCACUUGGAGCAGAUGUUGGAUAUUCUAGUUCAAGAAGAAAAUGAGAGGGAAUCGGGUGAAACAGGACCAUGUAUGGAAUAUUUGCUACAUCACAAGAUUCUGGAGACACUCUACACAUUAGGAAAAGCUGAUUGCCCUCCAGGAAUGAAACAGCAAGUUUUGGCUUUUUAUACAAAACUUCUUGGAAGAAUACGGCAACCUCUUCUUCCCCACAUAAACGUGCACAGGCCAGUGCAGAAAUUGAUCAGGCUGUGUGGUGCAGUUCUGGCAACACCAACAGAAAAUGAAGAAAUUCAGUUUCUCUGUAUAGUAUGUGCAAAGCUGAAACAGGAUCCAUACCUGGUCAACUUCUUCCUUGAGGUGAAACCAGGUCAUCUACGGCCUGUGCUGGAGAGAGCAUGUUCCUACCAUGACACCGUGAAUAGAACCCAGAGGAGUUACAGGCCACAUUCCUGGUACAGCAAACUACUGAGGAACAUAACUGGACUUUUGUCAUGUAACUGUACAGCCAGCGAACACUGGAGAGCAUUGUGACACUGCUAUUUAGAGCUUUCUAGAUAACUGUGCUAUCAAGAAUUAAAAUGAAUUGCGAAGCCACUACUGAGUAUCUCACAUCAUAAAUAUUUUAGUCACUUGCUUCAAAAUUAUGACAUUUUAUAGUGCCAAAACUUAAAUCAGGCUCCAUGUAAAAUCUCAGUUAUGCCUCAGGCCAAAGACAACGGAAUUGAAACUCUGACUAAAACCUAGUUUUACUUGUGGACUAAUGCAAAAGAGAGAAUUUCUAUACUUGCAUAGUAGUAGUGUUCCUGAACUCCCAUCGAGAUCAGCUUCUGCUUACGAUUAAACAGAUUAUCUGAGAACAUUUUAGGGAUGAACGGAUUAUAGCCCUAAAUCCAAAGAUGUAAGUAACAAUGGAAUCUUAUUACACAUUAGAAAACAACAGCACUGUCAGAGCUGGUCAAAAAGUUACUCAGAAAUCUCUUAGUAGGUCAAGGCUAAGCACCUCAACUGUCCCCCAGAAUACAUGCAGAUGCUGAUUGCCAGACCCCCCUCUCUGCAAGCACACAGCAAAAUGACUGAGGAAACCAAUUUGUAGCAGGGGGACUACUCAGUUGUUUAUCUCCAAUAUUUUGAGGCAAAAUCCAGUUUUAUGUCUAUUUAUGUGACAUUCAAACUCUCACUGUCAUUACAGCUGCAAUAAAGCAUACUGGAAGUGUAUUCUUCAUCUCUUUGCUUCAGCUUCCACUCGCACAGGAACAAGUUUGUCCUGCUAACCUGCAGACUUCAGUGAAAUUAGUUAAGCUCUGACUGAUAAUAUAUGACAGCAUUCUAGAUGGUUUCAAUAAUUUAUUAUAUGCUGACACUUGCAGGUACCGUAUGGCAGAACAUUCAUGUAUUUACUUAGAGAGGAAAGCCUGGAUUAUGAGGCUUCUAGCUGAAUAGAAAUAUUUGAGGAAAACAUGAUGCUUUUGGAAAACAAGUAUCUAAUUUCACAUACAACAUGUACAUCUGACCUACUUGUGUGGUCUCCUUUACAACGCAUUAUAUAAGCUAAAGCAGGGUAGUACAGAGAGAGUAACUGAUGGAUGAACAUGAGAAAUAGCCUACUGGGCAGAGGUAUCUAUCCAUCCAGCCCAUAUUAUUCCACCACAGCAACGAGUGAUGGCAUAAAGACACUUGCAGAUGUGACAGGGAAGCAACUAGACAACAGAUUAAUACCUAGGAAGUUUGUAACCCAUCAGAAGACAAAUGAAUGAUGAGUGUCUCUACAGAAGGAGUAGAUGUGCAGAUGUGGAGCAGGAUGCACAGACCAGGAAAUGCUUGACAAUGGGAUUUAAGGAAAUACUGCAUGAUGAACUGAUUACAUGGUGCUACCAGCAAAUCAGCAAGGAGGGAGGUGUUGCACACAGCUGAGACACAGACAACCAUAAAAUUAGUGACAGAAAAUUACAGCAAACAGAAGCACAUACGAUACUACAUACAAGACAUUGAUUAAACCUGGGAGAAGUAUAUUUCGGAGUUCAAACGAUGUUCUUUGGUAUCCAAUGCACAAUAGAAUGCUUUCUGUAGUCAAGCC